Thalassophryne amazonica is the source of this 7659-nucleotide messenger RNA. RefSeq names its product beta-2 adrenergic receptor-like. Gene Ontology annotation, molecular function: beta2-adrenergic receptor activity; norepinephrine binding. Gene Ontology annotation, biological process: norepinephrine-epinephrine-mediated vasodilation involved in regulation of systemic arterial blood pressure; adenylate cyclase-activating adrenergic receptor signaling pathway; negative regulation of smooth muscle contraction. Gene Ontology annotation, cellular component: membrane. The coding region runs from base 267 to 1529 and encodes 420 amino acids. NCBI's taxonomy places the organism in Eukaryota, Metazoa, Chordata, Actinopteri, Batrachoidiformes, Batrachoididae. The record is from RefSeq and is a predicted model, not a curated record. The transcript is spliced from 2 exons.
CAGCCCUACGGCAGAUUGUGCAGGGACAGUAUGUUCAAAGUCUCCAGAGCUCUCAGCACCCUCCACAUGCUGGCUGCGUGAUUGGCUGAGAGCUGACCAUGAUGUCAUCGCUACAUGUUAUAAGGGCUCUGACAAAUAGCCCGGGAGACACAUUAGAAGAAACACUGCUCAACUGAGGGACUGAGUAAGUGAGACACAUGGAGGAAGAGAAGGAGAAAGUAGAAAAGACGUGAUACAGCACACUUCUGGAAACAUUUCUACCUUUCAUGGGAGGUGGGACGUCACACGCUUGGAGAUGGAAAAAAACAAUCCUGUCUGUUUACCUCAAUGUCAGCGAAGAGAUCAGCAACUCCUCAUCAGGCGCAGCUCAGAAUGAGGACAGCGAGGCUAAAAUGGUCCUGCUGGGCAUGCUUAUGUCCUUGCUUGUCUUGACCAUUGUGUUUGGCAAUGUCUUGGUCAUCACUGCCAUUGCCCGAUUCCAGCGUCUUCAAAAUGUCACCAACUGUUUCAUCACGUCCCUGGCCUCUGCUGACCUCGUCAUGGGUCUCAUUGUGGUUCCAUUUGGUGCCUGCUAUAUCAUCUUCGAGACAUGGCACUUUGGAAGCUUCUGGUGUGAGUUCUGGACUGCAACUGAUGUGCUCUGUGUCACUGCGAGCAUUGAGACAUUAUGUGUCAUAGCUAUAGAUCGCUACCUGGCUAUCACUUCUCCUUUCCGCUAUCAGUCAAUGCUAACCAAGUGCAAGGCUCGCAUUGUGGUUCUGCUGGUGUGGGUGAUCGCAGCCUUGAUCUCCUACCUACCCAUCCACAUGAAAUGGUGGACAUCAGAUGAUCCCGUGGCUAAUAGUUGCAUCGCAGACAGCAACUGCUGUGAUUUUAACACCAACACUGCUUAUGCCAUCACUUCCUCAAUCAUCUCCUUCUACAUCCCUUUGGUCAUCAUGGUAUUUGUCUACAGUCGUGUUUUCCAGGAGGCCAAACGCCAACUAAGGAAGAUCGACCAAAGUGUUGGCCGUUUUUACAACAUCGAUGAAGGAAACCUCCAGUCUGUGGAGACCAAUGCUGGGCGUGGCAUGAAGAAGACCAAGUUUUGCCUACGGGAGCACAAAGCUCUAAAGACACUGGGCAUCAUCAUGGGGAUUUUUACUCUGUGCUGGCUGCCCUUCUUUGUGCUCAACGUGGUGGUGGCCAUAUGGAAGGUGGACAAGAUAGACAUCCCCUUUCGGAUACUCAACUGGAUAGGUUACGCAAACUCUGCUUUCAACCCCCUCAUUUACUGUCGGAGUCCAGAGUUUAGAUAUGCCUUCAAGGAAAUCCUUUGCUUGAAGAGAAAUGGCCUCUCCAAUCUGGGGGCUGUGAACGGAUAUGUGUACAACAGGCACAGCUGGCACAGUGAGCAGCUUGGAAGGAGUAAGGGCUGCUCAGAGGACAGCGACUACCCCGAAGGGUGUCUGGGAAAGGAAGACCGACUAGCGGACAGAGCAGUAGACCCAAACGGCAACUGCAGCAAAGGACUCACAACUGUCCUUUAAAGCUUAGAGCUUCAGGUCAAUGGAGACAUGUUUACACUGAUAUGAACUUUCUUCAGUUGAAUAAUGAAGGUAAGGCCAGUCAAGCUAGAGACUCUGACUGGAGUGAUUGGAGUACUCAGCUGAGGAAAGGCUUUCAUUUCCUGAAACUCAAUGACUUUUUUUUCUCGUUCCAUUUAGUAAGUUCAUUUCAUAUCUACCUCAUCAAAGCACAGAUAGUUGUCUUUUCUAAACACAUUAUUUCUCUUUGACUCAUGGCCCAUUAGAAUGAAACCAGGACAGUAUCUCAGCAGUUUAUUGGCUUUAUUAAAUUGUUUGAGCAUAACGUUGGUUAAAAUGUGGCAAAAUGGGAAUCUGUGACAUUUCUGAAGAUUAUACAUAUAUAUAUAUAUAUAUAUAUAUAUAGGGACAAAGCAAAUUCCCUGCUAAAAACAGACAGAGAUUAAAUUACCUUGUGGUAGGCUCAAAUGAGAAGCACUGGAUGAAACAUUUUGCGCUUUGGUCGAUGGGAAAAUAAAACAAACAAGCAAAAAACAUUCCAAACCUAUCUUGAUUGUAAUUGGACUUCGUUUACAUUAUCACUUUUUGAUGGACUAUUUUAGCGUGAAGCAAAGUGUGGCAGAGCGCACAUCUCUCUGUCACUGCGUCGUGGUCGCAGACAUUCUGAAACGCUGCUCUCUGCUUAAAUGUUGUACAACCUGUUGCACAGCACUUUCUGCUGCCAGCAGAUAACAGGAAAUGUGAACCUUCAGAGUUCAUGAGGAACGCCUGUGACGCCUGUGUGUGUUAGAUUAUUAACACGUACGAGCGUGCAUAUGUUGCAGCAUGGCUCGCUGGUAAAUACAUUAUGUUUCUCUGCAACACACCAAGUGUUGUGGUUAAUGACCUUUAAAGGUUUCCAGCUGGUACGCAAAAGGCAUACCACAUGCACUUUACAAUUAUAAUGUGGAUGUUUUUCUGUCUUUACUGGUGUGUCAACAGAAAAUGUAAUUUCAAUGGCCUAAACAGUCCCAUUCCAAUCAGAAAGAAAGACAGAAAGCAUGAGAUUUUGCGCUCUUACUCAAUUAUUAAAAACAAAAAACAAACAAACAAUAUUAAUGUUGCUAUUCUCAUUUAAAAUAAAGCAAAAAAAAAAAAGCAUUUCCUUGUAAGGGUACACAGUGACACAAACAAACCUGCUAAUGAUCAUUAAAUAAUAAAAUGACUAAAAAUCCAAAUUAAAUUAAUUGCCUUGAAACUGUGUUGUAAAUUCAGACCAGCUAAAAGAAGUUGUACAUAUAUUAAAAUAGAUUAUGUUCACACAUUUUAUUUAUUCAUAUUUAUUUCAUGUUUUUUUCAUGUUUUCAACACAAUAAAUCUGUCUAAAAUAUUUGCACAGUACUGUAUGUAUAAAAUCUAAUGCACAUAUUUGAAAAGCAAACCAAUCAGCUCCAAGUCUGACACCAGGGUAUAUCAUAUAUCAUAAGAAACUACAUAAUAAUAAUAAUAAUAAUAAUAAUAAUAAUGUCAAUAGCAGUUACAUAAUGAUGAUCGUGAUGUUUUUGGGUAAUGUACUCUUCGGUACUCUGCUUUGCCUUUAAGGCUGUCACUGUGCGCUAUUGGUAUCAGCAUCAGUUGCGCAUUUUGUUAUCCUAUGACCUAUUUGCGUAUAGAGUUUACUGAAAACAGAGACGCCGUUUGCUCAUCUUGGCAUGAGCGCUCAAGCCAAACACGAUAAUAAAUAGCAGAUCAAAAUAACCACGUGAUAAUAAAGUUCCAGACUCUGAGGUGGCGACCGCUGUGCCCGAUUGAGAGCGAUGAGAAAAACAGGCAGCGUUGCUGCUGCUGUUGCUGCUGCUGCUGCUGAGCAGUGUACUUUCUUUGAAACACUUUUGACAUUUCCCAGAGUCCUCUUCAUGUAUAUGGAUGUGUGCUUCGUAACAGACUCAGCCUAACGUUUGGAUAAACGACGAGCGCCUCAGCCGUUCCAGCUGUUCCAGUCAGUUCCCCUCCAUAUCUCUUCCCUGCCUCCGCUGUCUCCUGUAGUCGCGUCAUGGUGCUCCGUUUCCAGGAAAUACCCGAAGGAAACUGAAGCCAGACCGAUAAACACAAAUAAAUCCACUGCCGCAGCCAUUUAGGUAGAGAAUCAAUCUUUAAGUGACGCUAUAAAACAACACCACAGUAUAUUCCACACUAUACCCAUAAACCAAUAUUCAAGUUACGAGAUGCGAGAGGUGAUAUAUUAUUUCUCCCCCUUAAGGCGGGAGGUGCGUCAGACUGCAGGGCCACUUCUUGACAUUAAUGGAAGAUUAGCAGAAUUCAUACCACUUUUCUCUAGAACAAUCACACUCUCCAGAAGAGGAAUGGAGGCGCUUGAAAAUGUGACCACUUUCCCCCGCAGUCCGGUUUGUGAUCUUGAGUGCGUUCUGAUCAAAGUGGCGCCGUGCUAAAUGGAGACGGUGGGGCAAAAGAGAGGUGGAGUUGGGGGGGUGUAGCAGCAAUUCUCAGCCAGUCUAAAUUUGCAUUUGUGACCUGAGCUUAAGUGCACACAGCAUCGCUGUUGCAGUCAAGUCAGCCAACAAGUCAGAAUUGUGACCUUUGUGCCGUCACAGGAACCUCUGCCAGGUUCCCUCUACAAGGUUUAAUUUGCACUGCUUUCAAACACACACGCACACACAUGUAUCAUCAGCAUAGGCAAACCCACUUUCCACUGCGUCAGGUGCUUUUCAAUUUGUUUUCUUUUUGAAGGAUUUCCAGCAAAGUUAGGUUGAAUAUCAAAAAUGCUCUUGAGGAUUUCAGCAUUAAUGUUACUGCACAGCAACACAGAAACACAUUCUAGGCAAUUCAAUGGUUUGUCGGGUGUGUGUGCUUUUCAUCCUCUUACUGGCACAAAAUGAAGCAAAUGCAGCUGGAUUAAAAAAACUCUAACAUAUCUCCAGGUUUGUGUUUCAAACGCACUAUUUAUCAAUGCACUUCACAGGUGAUCGUUUGCAUGCCUGUAUUCGUGGUGAUGUGUUUGUGGUCUUUGCUUCGGUGCCGUUUUGUCUCCGAGUGCUGUGCUUCAGUCCAAACUGGUUGUUAACGACGUGUCCGCACUGCUUCCUCCUGGCGGUGGCCUCUUCGUGCCCCUCAGCUGUCUGCAGGUUAUUAAUGGUUACGGUUUUGUCGAUAGGCCUGAAUGAAAUGCAUCGCUUCACCUUCUCAUGCAGGGAGCACACAACAACACAAUUACAUCCAAUGAUUAUUGAGUGAUUAGCUGACACGGCAACAUUCCGAGCACUGUGCGCCAUGCCUCCUGCUGUAUUCACUGUGCAGACAUCAAAAUCAGCUGGAGCCACGCUGCUUACUGUAAAAGAACGCUGUUUUUAAAUGUCAGUGUUGUGCAUUCUUUGUUACAGAAACCUGCCACAGCUGCAAUGAAAGUCUUAUUAGAAUUAAAUCAUCCUCGUUUCAAGAUGGUCAAAGCUCACGUAGGUAAAAGAGUGAUCUGAGCGGUUCCCUGUUGGUUAUUUGGCCUCACAACAACAGAAGCUCCACCAUUUCAAGGAGUUCACUGACUUAAAGCAGCACUGUAUAGCACUUUCAUGAAACUUUUUUUUUGUAGAUUUUAAAGCAUGAUAGAGUUCAUGAAUGGUAAAAUAAUGAUGGAUGACGAGCCAAAUGUACAGCCAGGUUAAUAAGAAUUUGGACAGUAAACCUUUUUUCUUCUUCACAGUUAAAAGCUUUAAUUCAAGGGGUUUAAAAAAAUCAAAACAAAAUUGGAUUAACCAUUUAGAAAUUAUGGCUGUUUUGGACGCAGUCCCCCCAUUUUCAGAGCCUAUACACAACUGCACAUAAUCACUUUUACAGCUAGUUUCUUCAGCCAAACCCUUGGACACAUGAACAUUUCCAAAUCACUGAAUAUGUAUUGGAUUUCAUCUACAUCAAUCAUUUCAAAAUACAGACACUAUGGUCCUGUACGGUAAAUCUGUCCGGAGUAGACGUGCAAAAAAAAAAAAAAAGACAAGUGAGGGAAGCCACCAAUACGCACAUGGCAACUACGUAGGAGUUAAAUGUGAUUUGAGAAUUUGUCUGCAAUGCAACAUUUGUCUGAUGCAUGACUAGUGACGCAACAUAUUGCUGAGAGUGGAAAGAGCAGGAUUUUCUUAAAAAGAAGAUAUGAAGCUUCAACUGAAGUUUACUAGAAAGCACAUGUAAGACUUAAGCCUAGAUUUGGUUUGUUUACAUGUAUGAAAAUGUUCUCUAUUCUCUGCUAUGAAGCUGUGACUGGUGGUGCAACAGGCGCAGACCUCUUUCAGAGUUGUCAUUGGUGUCUUGGUGGCUUCCCUCGCUGGUUUUCUUCUUACAUAGUCAAUCAGUUUUUUGAGAACUGCCCACUCUAGACAGAUUUGUCACACACUACCAUACUGUUAAUUAAAUGAUGUAAAUGAAGUCCAAGAUAUAUGUGAUGACUUGGAAAUGGUCAUGUAUCUAAAUGCUUAUCUGAAAAAAAAAAAUGUAGAAAUGAUUUUUGUUGUUUUCAAAUAAACCACAUAUUCAGUACUUUUGGCUUCUAAAAAUGGAGGCCACAUGUCUACAAAUGGCUAUAAUUCCUAAGGGCCCGGUCACACGGCACACGGUGAUAGCUGAACAAAGGAUAAAAUGUCACAAAUUGUACAGAAAAGGACAAAUGAUUCUACACCUUUCCCAUCACCGAAAAGCCUGCAAAUCAAGAGGGCAAAAAGGAACAAAACAAAACCGAAACUAAUGAAGGAGAAACGAAGCAAACGUCGACCUUAAUUCCUUAAAGGAAAUCAAAAUGAAACAUUCACAAUGAUGUGACCGACAGUGGCUAUGAGACCGAGCGCAGCCAGCCUCAUCCUCAUGUCUGCAGUACUUCCAGCGGCAGGAUUUGGUUGUUUUGACAACAGGUGAGAGUUGUUGUUUGUCUUCACAACAACGUGUGUGCACAUGCAGGCCAGUCACAAAUGGCUGGAACGUACAUGAAUAGUUAAAGUAGUUGAUAAAACGUUCUUGCCGCUAUUGUUUCUGUAUGACAACGUUGCUUUUUGUCCCACACAUGGACGAGUCAUCAGCAAUACAAGGAUGUUACGUUCAGCUCGUCGGAGCUUUAGUUAUUGAUGCGUUCGGAUAUUGUCAAUGUUCGUCCAAGAUGUUGAACUUGGGAGGUUGAAUGAAGUUGGACGGCAGUCAAACAGAACGCUGACGUUACGGGAACUAUGCAAACGAUAAGGAACCGUCAAGACAGAAAGCAAAACGAAAUACGGACAAAUUGAUGUUGUCGUCAGGAUUCAUUCACACUUUUCAAAAUUCUGACAAAACGCAGCUGCAGGAUCGAAGCUGGAUGAUGAUUAAAUGAGGUUUCUUGUUUCGUUUCAGCUUCGUUGUCAUUUGUUAGUAGCGUGUGACCGGGGCUUAAAGGGUUAACACAGUAUUUUUGUUAAUCUCUUUGAAUGUUUCAUUUCAACUCCACUGUGAUGGUGUACAAAGGCAAAAUUAUUUUUCUCCAAUUAUUACAAUUAUUUUCCAAUAAUUUUCCAAUUAUUUCAUUUAUUCCUGAAUGGAAACAGUCAAAGGGAUUGACAAAAAUUCUGUGUUAACCCUUUAGGAAUUAUAAUUAAGAGUUAAGAUUCUCUUAACUUAGAAUUCCUAAAGGGUUAACAUAGUAUUUUUAGUUAAUCCCUUUGACUGUUUCCAUUCAACUCCAUUGUGAUGGUGUACAAAGACAAAAUUACAAAAAGUGUGUCGCUGUCCAAACACUUAUCACAAUGGCUGAUGGCAGUGAUGUUCACAUUGUGGUAUAAAAAAGUCACAACUUGGUGUCACCACAGCGCGCUGAAGGUGAUCUAAGUGAAGAACGGAUGUACGUAAAUGUGAAUUUUCCAUGAAAUUUAAAUAUUGCUUCAAACAUCACAUGAAAAAUAAACCGAUCCAAUGUGAACUUGAUGGACAGAGUGGAAAUGUAAAUUUCUCAGCAGAAUGUUUACUAAAUGUUUCAUUAGCAAAGUAAUUUUCGCACAAGUACUUGGUCACUGUUGAAUGAAACCUCUUACGAUAUGUGGUGUCCUGUGCUAUAUAUGAAAUGCAAAUCUAUGUGCUAUAACCUUUGUAUAAAGUAAUAAAUUAUGUAUUUGUUGCAUGUGAUAUCAUCAAA